This is a messenger RNA of Caenorhabditis elegans, 1024 nucleotides long. It is a transcript of the gene col-114, whose product is annotated as Nematode cuticle collagen N-terminal domain-containing protein. Gene Ontology annotation, molecular function: structural constituent of cuticle. The transcript is spliced from 4 exons. The record is from RefSeq and is marked reviewed. The coding region runs from base 14 to 979 and encodes 321 amino acids. Lineage: Eukaryota; Metazoa; Nematoda; Chromadorea; Rhabditida; Rhabditidae.
UUCAACAAAAAUAAUGGAGGACGAAUCGUGUCAACGUAUCAAAGCCUAUCAAUGGGUUGCCAACAUUGCAAUGUGCUUUGCAAUUGUAUCGGUACUCACUGUAUGUGUGUCGAUGCCUGCAAUUUAUAUGUACAUGUUCCAUGUCAAGCAGCUCAUUAAUACUGAAGUUGUCUCUUGUGAGGAUCAUGCUAGAGAAAUUUGGCGUGAGGUUGAGAUCAUGAAGAACUUGCCCUUCACAAACAGAACAUCUCGAUUCCCAAGACAAGCCGCUUACAAGGAUGCUGCACCAGCUGGAGGUGGAGGUGGUGGAGAAAAAUAUAGUGAAGCACCUCCAGUUAUUGAAGCUGCUGGUGGAGGAUCUUGUGGAGGAUGUUGUCCAGGAGGACCUGGUCCAAAUGGAAAACCAGGAAAGCCAGGACGUCCAGGAAAGCCGGGAGCACCAGGACUGCCAGGUGUUCCAGGAAAGACAACAAUUCAAGCACCAUGUGAAGCUGCAUCACCACCGCCUUGCAGAGUCUGUCCAGUUGGAAUGCCUGGAGAGCAAGGAGUAACUGGAGCACCGGGAGAUAAAGGACCGGCUGGUCAGCCAGGCCGUAACGGUCCAGAUGGACCAAAUGGAGAACCAGGACCAAAGGGACCACCAGGACAGCCAGGAGCCGAUGGACAGCCAGGAAUGCCAGGAGAACCAGGAAAAGACGCACCACAAGAAGGAUCCCCAGUUCCAGGAGAUCCAGGACCGCCAGGAGAUUCUGGAAUUCCAGGACCACCAGGACCACCAGGAAUGGCUGGACCAGAUGGAAUUCCAGGAAUGGGAGGAGCCAAGGGACAAAAUGGACCAGAUGGGCCACCAGGAGCAAGCGGAGAAUCAGGACCAAAUGGACCACCAGGAUCUGGAGGAGGUGCCGGAGAGAAGGGAAUCUGUCCAAAGUAUUGUGCUAUCGACGGAGGAGUUUUCUUCGAAGAUGGAACAAGACGCUAAAUCACAAAUUUUGUUUUAUUUUAAUAAUAAACUUCAUUUUAAACG